Sarcophilus harrisii (Tasmanian devil) is the source of this 3996-nucleotide messenger RNA. RefSeq names its product phosphate regulating endopeptidase homolog X-linked (gene PHEX). Gene Ontology annotation, molecular function: metalloendopeptidase activity. Gene Ontology annotation, biological process: protein processing. The coding region runs from base 551 to 2806 and encodes 751 amino acids. The record is from RefSeq and is a predicted model, not a curated record. The transcript has 22 exons. Gene Ontology annotation, cellular component: plasma membrane. NCBI's taxonomy places the organism in Eukaryota, Metazoa, Chordata, Mammalia, Dasyuromorphia, Dasyuridae.
GCUAAGCUGAAUGGCUUCAGCAAAGAGAAGGAACUGAGGUCAGUGGUUAAUUAAGUUUUCUGAGUAGGUAGAGAAAAUCCUGGCCUGUCAGUCUUGUGGUUUCCAGGAGUUUUGACAUGAGUCCAGAUUUGAUAAAUACAAGUGUUGUGUUUUUUUUUCCUCUUCUAAGUGACUAUACAUUUUAAAUAGCUAAAACAUCUGUUCAGUAACACUGUAAACCAUGUAUACUCAGAACUCCUGAUAAAGGGGACUGACGAACAGCUGUUUCAGAGAGACUUGGAUAAAAUAGCCACUGUCUGUUUUACCAGACCUAGCCAGAGUGAUCCUUAGAACGAUCAAUAUUUGGAGGUUUGUUUUUAUUUUUUUUUAAUUGCUUGAGAGAAAAGGACAAAGAGAGACUUGUUAACAGGAAUGUAUUUUUAAAUUGUCAAUAACAAAAAUAACAAGGAGUGAGCAAGUCCAUGGAAGCAGAUAGUUACUAAUACAUUGAGAUCAAUCACCAAGUAAAAGAAAGCCAGUUUCUUCCAGAAGCCCAUCUAGAGCUCAUCUGAUGGAAGCAGAGGCUGGCAAGAAUGCAAAGCAAGGCACUGGGAAGACGGCCAACAAAGCCAUUCGAAUUGCCUUGGUCAUAUUCAUCACUGGAACUGCUGUGCUUGGGACCCUUCUUUUUUUGGUUAGCCAAGGUUUUUUAAGUCUUCAAGCUAAACAGAAAUACUGCUUGACACCAGAAUGCAUUGAAGUUGCGGCUGCCAUCUUGAGCAAAAUAAAUCAGUCUGUGGAUCCCUGUGAAAACUUUUUUCAGUUUGCCUGUGAUGGCUGGAUAAAUGAUAAUCCAAUUCCAGAAGAUAUGCCAAGCUAUGGAAUCUAUCCUUGGCUGAGACGCAAUGUUGAUCUUAAACUAAAGGCACUUCUAGAGAAAUCAAUAAGCAGAAGGAGGGACACUGAAGCCAUCCAGAAAGCUAAAAUUCUUUAUGCAUCUUGCAUGAAUGAGAAGGCAAUAGAGAAAGCUGAUGCUAAGCCACUGUUACACAUAUUGAGACAUUCUCCUUUCCGCUGGCCUGUGUUAGAAUCUAACAUUGGUCCAGAAGGUGUGUGGUCAGAAAGGAAGUUCAGCCUCCUUCAGACCCUUGCGGUGUUCCGUGGACAAUAUAGCAACUCUGUGUUUAUCCGUUUGUAUGUUUCACCUGAUGACAGAGAAUCCAACAAACACAUAUUGAAGCUAGAUCAAGCAACUCUCUCCUUAGCAGUGAGGGAAGAUUACCUUGAUAACAGCACAGAAGCUAAAGCUUACCGAGAUGCCCUUUACAAAUUCAUGGUGGAUACUGCAGUGCUUUUGGGUGCUAAUGUCUCUCGAGCUGAACAUGAUAUGAAAUCAGUGCUUAGGCUGGAAAUUAAAAUAGCUGAGAUAAUGAUUCCACAUGAAAAUCGGACCAGUGAAGCUAUGUACAAUAAAAUGAAUAUUUCUGAACUGAGUGCCAUGAUACCACAGUUUGACUGGCUCAGUUAUAUUCAAAAAGUCAUAGAUACGAAACUCUACCCUGAACUCAAGGAUAUAGGCCCAUCAGAAAAUGUGGUGGUCCGAGUACCACAGUAUUUCAAAGAUCUCUUCAGGAUACUAGGAUCUGAGAGGAAAAAGACUAUUGCCAACUAUUUGGUGUGGAGAAUGGUUUAUUCGAGAAUUUUAAAUCUCAGCAGACGUUUUCAAUAUAGGUGGCUUGAAUUCUCUCGGGUAAUCCAAGGGACUACAAUUUUGUUACCUCAGUGGGAUAAAUGUGUAAACUUCAUUGAAAGUGCCCUUCCUUAUGUUGCUGGAAAAAUGUUUGUGGAUGUUCACUUCCAGGAAGAUAAGAAGGAAAUGAUGGAGGAACUGAUUGAAGGAGUUCGCUGGGCCUUCAUUGACAUGCUGGAUAAAGAAAAUGAGUGGAUGGAUGCAGGGACAAAGAGGCGAGCCAGAGAAAAGGCAAGAGCUGUUCUGGCAAAGGUUGGCUACCCCAAGUUUAUAAUGAAUGAUACUUAUGUUAAUGAAGACCUCAAAGCAAUGAAAUUUUCAGAAAGUGAUUAUUUCGGCAAUGUUUUACAAACUCGCAAGUAUUUAGCACAAUCUGAUUUCUUCUGGCUGAGAAAAGAAGUUCCAAAAACAGAAUGGUUCACCAAUCCAACAACAGUCAAUGCCUUUUAUAGUGCAUCUACCAACCAGAUUAGAUUUCCAGCAGGGGAACUUCAAAAGCCUUUCUUCUGGGGAACAGCAUAUCCACGGUCUCUGAGUUAUGGUGCUAUAGGAGUCAUUGUUGGCCAUGAGUUUACCCACGGAUUUGAUAACAAUGGCAAAAAGUAUGAUAAGAAUGGAAACCUCGAUCCUUGGUGGUCUAAUGACUCUGAAGAAAAGUUUAAAGAGAAAACAAAAUGUAUGGUUAGCCAAUAUAGCAGCUAUUAUUGGAAGAAAGCUGGAUUAAAUGUGAAAGGGAAGAGGACAUUGGGAGAAAAUAUUGCAGAUAAUGGAGGUUUGCGAGAAGCUUUUAGGGCCUAUAGGAAAUGGAUAAAUGAUAAAAGGCAAGGAGUGGAAGAGGACCUCCUACCAGGCAUUAAAUUCACCAAUAAUCAACUCUUCUUUCUGAGUUACGCUCAUGUGAGGUGCAACUCCUACAGACCAGAAGCUGCAAGAGAACAAAUCCAGAUUGGUGCUCAUAGCCCUCCACAGUUUAGAGUUAAUGGUGCAGUGAGUAACUUUGAGGAAUUCCAGAAAGCUUUUAACUGUCCAGUCAAUUCAACAAUGAACAGAGGUACAGAGUCCUGCCGGCUUUGGUAGAUGAUCCUUUUCUUCAUCCCAUCCUGACAAGAUUCUAUUAUGAGAAAAGCUCCAAGACUGAAUUAUAAACUACCACUACUUCUGACAUGUUUCUCUACAUAUGGGCUAUAUUUUGAUUGCAUCUUCCUAAUUUCAGUACAUCGCAAAACUAAUCACCAUGUGAUCAGAAUUUUAGGACUUUUCAAAUUAAAAUUUUUAAAAAAAGAGAAGAAUAAGUUUCUUAAGGAAAAAAUACAUCUACCUUCAAACCCUGCUGUGUUUGUAGAACUAUGAUGGAUCACUGCCAUUAUCCAUGCUACUUUUUCAUUUGUUGUUAGCAAACAGCUAAGCAGAAUAACCCCAUUUUAAUCUUAUACUUUGCAGGAGGGCCGAGCCAAAUGUGCAUAUAAAAAAUUCAAUUUUUCAAACCUGCAAGUCCCCAGGAUGAAGACACCUUUCUUGUGGCUCAGGAGGUCUUGCUAUAAUGUAGGAUACAGUAUUUGAUGAUAUCUAGUCAUCAUUUACAUAGUAUUUCCUAAACAAUUGCUUAUAAUAUGGGAGAGACUUUGAGGAUUUUAUUUUCAAAUCAAACUCUGGCCUUCUAUUUUGGAUACUCUCAAGAUAGAACAAGAAUUCAUUAGAGUGACCACCAUAUUAGAAUCAAUGUUAACUAAAUACAAAAGUUCCUUCUCCUUGGUUUAAAAUUUAAUAAAAAGGAAAAGGAAAACAUUUAGAUUUUAUAACUUGUUGGGUAAAAAUGGAUACCAUGACCCAGAAAGGGAAGUUUGUCCAAAGACAUGGAAGCAGUAGAAAAAUCCAAAGGAUAUGAAGUUUCCAAAUGAUUAUUUAGUUCCUCACCCUACAAAUUCAAGGCUUGUUCUGUUUAGUUUCUGUCCAUCAAGUUAUUCUUAGAUGUGUUUCUCUCAAAUUCUAGGGUUAUUUUCUAAAGACAGAAGAUGUCAAGAAAAUGUUUCCAAGUUCUCAUUUAGAAACUUAGUUUUCAUUGAUAUGCCAACUCAGAAUCAUGAGGAUCUUGCUUUUUGUAGGGAAAGCCAAAAUCCCUUAUGUUUUUGUUAUUAUAGUCUCACUUCAUUUUCCUUUCAUCAUUAAAAGCAAAGACACUAAACAUAGGAUGAUUCAUUGAUUCCUAUGCAUUUUAGAUAUAUUGAUUUAUUUAAAAGUUUCUUGUAAAAAUCCACAGGGAAAGAAAG